This is a messenger RNA of Manihot esculenta (cassava), 1741 nucleotides long. RefSeq names its product rRNA-processing protein EFG1. Gene Ontology annotation, biological process: maturation of SSU-rRNA from tricistronic rRNA transcript (SSU-rRNA, 5.8S rRNA, LSU-rRNA). Lineage: Eukaryota; Viridiplantae; Streptophyta; Magnoliopsida; Malpighiales; Euphorbiaceae. The transcript has 8 exons. The record is from RefSeq and is a predicted model, not a curated record. The coding region runs from base 513 to 1535 and encodes 340 amino acids. Gene Ontology annotation, cellular component: preribosome, small subunit precursor; nucleolus.
AGAUUGUCAGAAAAAAAAAAUUGAUUUAGAUUAAAAUUGACAUCGAAUUAAAUUUAGUCAAACUAUAAUUAUUUGUUUAUUUUUUUUAAAAAAUAAGAUAAAUUAAAAUUGUAAAUUAUUAAAUUUAAUCAAAAUUAAAAUUAAAAUCGAACUGAAAACUAAAAUGAAAACCCUAAGAGAUCGAUUUUUAUCCCUAUGCCUUCAAUCCAUUGGCGAGCCCUUUUCAUGAAAAUACCCGGAGAAUCUUCAAGGAUUCCAAAAUACAGAAAAAUAUGCGAUGUAAUAAAGUAACAGAGUAUAAAAGGCAAAUAAAGGAGAGGGGAAAAGGAAAGGGAAAGCCAUCACUGUCAAGCGGAGGCUGCGGAGCUCAGCUCAAAUUUUACUUCCAAUGAGGGCUCCAAAGGCGGUCCUUAUAUUAUCGUAACAACCCAGGCAGUAACAUCAAGACAUUGUCUUUUUAUCUCCCUGGUGCUGAGCCGCGGAAAGCAGCUGAUAGUGAAUUGAGGACAGAGAUGGCCCAUGGUGGCUACGGGAAGCGCAGGGUUGCCGAACGGAAGCCUCAUGUGGGGCGUCGAUCCAAAGGAAUAGGUGUAGAGAAGAAGCCGAAGCCCAAGUCUGUGUCUCUUAAGAAUCAGAUUCGCUCUAUAGAGCGCAUGCUCCGCAAGGAACUUCCUCAUGAAGUCAGAGAGGCUCAAGAAAAAAAGUUAGAAGGGCUUCAGAAACAACAAGAGAUUCAUACACGUCUGGCAUUGGAACGCAAAAUAUUCUUGAGAGAUAGGAAGAUAAAAUUUUUUGAGAGAAGAAAGAUAGAAAGAAGAAUACGCCGCCUCGAGAAACUGCAACGUGCUUCAUCUGUUCAGGCACAGGAUACAGAGAUUUCUGUACAGCUCUCUAAAUUGAAAGAAGAUCUUGAAUAUGUUAGGUUUUUUCCCAAGACUGAGAAAUAUGUAGCUUUGUUUACUGGAAAUGAUGAUUCGGACAUAGUUGAUCGGAGAAAUGGAUUGCGUAAACAGAUUAAAGCCAACUUAGUUGCUGCUGCAGCUAGUGGGAAGGAUUUGGAAGAGACAGCUAGUGAGGAUGAUGGACUUUUGGAUUUGAGUGAAGAUGAUUUUUUCUUAGCUGGAACUUCAAGUGAUGAAGCAGAGGCAGAUGAUGAAUGGACUGAUAGAAGUACAAGGGAACCUGCUUCUAGUACUUCUGGAAAAGCUGCAUCUGGUAUGUCCAGUGAUGAAAAGAACCAGAGGCAGAUGUCUGCUAGAGCUCUCAUGCCUCCUCCUCGGCCUCCAAAUAACUCUGUGUCAAAUUCAGUGCAUGCUCAAUCAAGGUUUGGAGCUUCAUCAAGUAAAAAUUCAUGUAUGCAGAGGUCUGAAAUUUCUGCAUCCAGCAAUGCAUCAGGUAGCAUAAGCAGAUCUUCUUCUAAAUUGGGUGGGUCUUCAGAUAGAAGGACAGGCCAUAGCAGUAAUCUAAGUUCUAAUUCUGAUGCUCACAAGCCCCGAAGGAAGAGGAGGCCAAAGAAGAAAAAGCAACAGGCAUGAAUUCGAUGAACUCAACGUUAUGUAACUUCAGUAUAACAGAUUGAAAUGUAUUAUCAGAAGACAGUUAUACAAUUUUUAUGGUUCUGUUUUGACUGUCAAGCACUUUUAUCAUUUUAUGUGGGUAGAUAGUCAAAAGUCUGUACUUACUGCUAUCUGGAACUAUCAUCUCAACAAAUUCCUAUAAAGGUGCUGGGUUUAUCUGAGAA